AUGCUCGCCCGGCUUGCUAGCAGUAGUGUGCGCAGUGGGCUUCUAGCUACGCCCAGGGCUGCUUCCACUCCACGCGCAUUCACCGCUCUCGCCUGCGCACAGGCUCCAACGCGCGCUCCAGCGUUGGCAGACAUCACCCCAGACAACGCGGCCAGGUUCAAUGAGCGCCAACGACAGUUUCGUGAGAGCGUCGCCGCCGCCCAGAAGAAGAGGGAGCAGGAAGAGAGUCAGUUCCCCUCUGUCUCCGAUACCUCUGCGAUUCCUCCCUCGCUCGGUAGGUUGCUAAACUCGUCUGUUGCAGAAGAGGCUCGCGCACGUGAGGCCAAAGAUGGCGGCAAAACGAAGGGCGGUGCGCUGUCAUCCCUCAUCUAUGGCACUCCCGAGGGACGCGAGCUCGACAAGGACCUCGAGCGCAGCUUCUCUCAGGUGCUAGCACGGGGCAAGUACGUGCACUCCAUCGUCUUCCACGAGGUAUACCCGGACAAGGUCGAUGAGUACACGGAACUUGUCGGGAAGUGGUACCCCAAGAUCGCAAAUGACCCUGGGAACAAGGUGAAUCUGGUGGGCAGCUGGCGGACGGAGGUGGGCGAUUGUGACACAUUCGUGCACAUCUGGGAGUAUCAGCGCUACCAAGGCUACCAUGCUUCGUUGAACACGAUCAACAACCACCCCGAAUUCCCUCAAUUCUACAAGGAGCUGCGGAAGCUGAUCCGCUCCAAGCGCACCUCCCUCAUGCAGGAGUUCUCCUUCUGGCCGACCACCCCUCCUCGCCAAUUAGGCGGUCUAUUCGAGCUCCGCUCCUACACGCUACAUCCCGGGAAUCUGUUGGAAUGGGAGACACACUGGAGGCGUGGCCUGAAGGCUCGCCGGGAGGUCAUGGAAGGCGUUGGAGCCUGGUUCGUGCAGAUUGGCGAGCUGAACACCGUUCACCAUCUAUGGCAGUUUGCCGACCUGGAGGAACGCAAGGUCCGUCGUGAGCAGAGCUGGAGCAUUGAAGGCUGGGGGGAAACGGUACAUAAGACUGUGCCGCUCAUUCAGGAGAUGAAGAGCCGGAUUCUGAUCCCAUGCCCCUGGAGCCCUGUGGCGUGA
This is a messenger RNA of Westerdykella ornata, 1089 nucleotides long. RefSeq names its product NIPSNAP-domain-containing protein. NCBI's taxonomy places the organism in Eukaryota, Fungi, Ascomycota, Dothideomycetes, Pleosporales, Sporormiaceae. Gene Ontology annotation, cellular component: mitochondrion. The transcript is spliced from 2 exons. The record is from RefSeq and is a predicted model, not a curated record. Bases 1 to 1089 code for a protein of 362 amino acids.